AGCUGUAAAGAGCAGUGAUCUUUAUUAUAGCAUUAUACAUACAUAUAACGAAUGGCUGCUGAAAAGUUCCUGGCUUUGAAUAAAAGAAAGUAUAGGAGGAUCAGUUAAUUGUGAUAUUAUGUACCACAUUCCACUCUUAGAGUCACACGCUUAUCGCAGCGGUACUUCAAUUUUUAAAGCCCUGUAAAAGAACUUGGGUCUCCAAGCAGACCUUUUGCGAUACUCUUAAAGCCAGGAACUUUUCAGCAACCUUCGUUUAUGCAUGUAUAAUAUAUAUCACGGAUAUAUAAUGAUGAACAGAAGUCAUCGUACUAUUGUUGGGCACAUCGUGGUAUGUUGAUUUUUGUUUAUUUUUUAUGUCUCGACCAUACGUGUACUGAUGAACAAAAGAUGCAGCUUACUUCACAGUUUUUGCUGUAUUAAUUGAGAAACCAGUGGUUUGCCGUUAAGUUAAAUGUUUUUAGGAGAUUAAUUUUUGAAAGUUGCAUUCCCUCGCUUUCGGUAAAUAUGUUGCUUAUUUUUUGGUAGUUUUUGACGUUUUUAGUCCCUCUAAGCGUGAGGCAUUACUAUAUAGUUAAUGCCCUUAUAUAAAUUAUAUAUUUAUGGGAAAAAGACGAUCAGUUUUUUUCCUUGAUAAAUUCUUAUAAAGAUUUUAUCCUAUAUUAUAUUAUUAUAUAUGUACUAAAAUCGAAAGGGAUUGAAGAAGAGUUAGCUACCUUAAAUAAUUUGGUGAAACGCAUGCGCAUACGAAGUGCUUCCUAUUUAAUGUUGGUGUCUAAUUAAAUGUUAUGUGCAUGAAUUUUUCUUUCUCAGCUGAUAAUCCUUAUAAUGCGUUCUUAAAAUUUAUUUCUCAACUACCAGAAACACACACAUAUAUAUAACAACACUAUCCCUUAUGAAACAUUUCCGUAAGUAUUAACCAAUGGAAAUAUUCAAUGUUUUCAACUCUGUAGACGUUCGGUUUUUGGCGCGUCAAUUCUUUGUGUCUGUUCUGUAUUUCAUGAAUGAAAGACGUCCACGAUUUGUGCGAGAUCUGGCUGCUAUUUCUAGCAGUGAAUGAGAGGUUCUAUGACUUGUGCGGGAUUGAGCUGCAAUUUGUAGCAGUGAAUGAGAGAUUCUAUAAUUUGUACGAGAUUUGGGUACUACUAAAGCAGCGUGGUCCCGAACGCGCAGUCACGCGUCCGCGCUAGCUAGUCGUGAGUGGUAGAUCCUAACCCUAAUCGCGUAUUCAUUUGCGCGCGCGCGCGCAUUUUUUGUAGGAUCGACCACUCACCACUAGCUAGCGUGGACGCUCGACUGCGUGUUCGGGAACACGCUGCUUUAGUAGUACCCGAGAUUUGGUUGAUAUUUCGGCACUACUUAAAUGCAGCGGUCCCGAUGCAUCUACGUAACGAUAUAAAGUGGCGGGUUGGGGGGAGUACUGUAAUUUUACCAAAAUCAUUUUUAAUGAUGUAAAGGGCCACACAGUUUCGCCUAUUGCUACUGCUACCCCCCCCCUCCACACAAUAUCGUCUGUUUUUAGCCUGAUAUUUUUACAGCGCCCACUCGUUAUCUUUAGUUUUUAGGGUUAGGGUCAGGUGGUGUGCACACGCUUUACAUUCGCCCAUUGUGUGAUAUUGUAAUCAACUUUUGUUUUUUUACCAACAAUACGUGUCAUUACACGUCCACACAGCAUAUGCUUUUUUGUUACGUAACACACCAGGCAGGACUUUUGAAAAAAAUCUACCAACUUCUUCGGAUCGUUUGCAAUAGUUGUAACCAGAAAUAUAUCGAUUUUGAUUUACGCGAGGGCCGCUCAAAUGAAGUCAGAAGUUUUUGUAGAACGAGAUUAUCUCCCCUUUAUCUAGAAAUGUUGGGACCUGUACGCUGUUGCCCCUUUAGUUUGAGAAAUAUUCUCAAAUACACUCCAACCACUGAAAUGUUUGGAAACGAAUACUUUUAUUUUGAUUUAUCGAUUGUUUCUCAGUAUUACCGAUGUGUGCACAACCAACUGGUAAUUUGUUUCCUCAUAACUUUCUAAAAAAUGAGUCAUUUGAAAUAAUGUUUUCUGUAAGUGUUUCAGAUGAUGUGGAUAAGGAUUAUGUAGGAAUUUGUUGUGAAAAGUACAAUUGAAUGAGGUUUAUGAAUAAUUUAUACACCUUGACUUUCUUUCCACGUCUUGUAGAUUUGAAAUUAUGCUAAAAAUUAAAGUAGAAUUCGUUUGAAAAUGAUGGGUAUGGGGAAGCCUUUUAUGAAAAAGUUAUGAAAAUCUGAUUUCCACCCUGUUUUACGACACCAAACACCAUUACAAUUCCUGGGUAGCAUGCAGUAUACAGUAUUGAAAAACAUCAGACAACGUUGACAUAACAGAAGAAACAUCCUCAAUAUCUAUCCUGUUUUGAAGACAAAAAGAAAAUAUUAUGCGAAACAGAUGUAUCAGAUUGUUUCUACAAAUAUGUGAGAGAAUUCCUGUGAAACAUUUGCUCUGAUAUAUUAGUAUUAUUAGAUAAAUUUGUGCACCUCCCUGACUGGAGUGUGAAGAAGAGGAACCUGUGUGCUGAUAAAAUUGGAUACAUUUAUGGAAUUUUUGCUAAACUGGACAGAAAUUCAACCGUAGAAAUAUUUGUAAGAAAUAAAGCAUACGAACAAAAACAAGAAAAAUAUAUAUUCUUGGAUUUGAGAAGAAAAAUAAUGGAAGAGAGAGAGAAAAUUGUAGAAUGGAUUUCCUCAGAACACAUGACAAAACAGAUGAGAUCAUAUGACAGUGAUAUGUAUACAAGGUCCUUCCUUCAAAACAGUAGCCUAAGUUUUCAUACAGGGGAAAAACCAUAUCACUGUGAUGUGUGUGGUAAAUCAUUCUCCCAAAGUAUUCACUUAACUACACACAAACGUACUCAUACAGGCGAGAAACCAUAUCAUUGUGAUGUCUGUGGUAAAUCAUUCUCUCAAAGUAGUCAUUUAUCUACACACAAACGUAUUCAUACGGGAGAGAAACCAUAUCACUGUGAUACCUGUGGUAAAUCAUUCUCUGAAAAUACUGCCUUAACAAAGCACAAUCGUAUUCAUACAGGAGAAAAGCCAUAUCAUUGUGAUAUCUGUGGUAUAUCAUACACCGAUAGUAGCACCUUAACUAUGCACAAACGUGUUCAUACAGGAGAGAAGCCAUAUCAGUGUGAUAUCUGUGGUAAAUCAUUCUCUCAAAGUAAUCAAUUAACGAAACACAGACGUAUUCAUACAGGAGAGAAACCGUAUCACUGUGAUAUCUGUGGUAAAUCUUUCUCUGCUAAUAGUUCCUUAAUUAUACACAGACGUGUUCAUACAGGAGAGACACCAUAUCAUUGUGAUAUUUGUGGUAAAUCUUUCUCUGAAAAUAUUGCAUUAACAAAACACAAUUAUAUUCAUACAGGAGAGAAGCCAUAUCUGUGUGACUUCUGUGGUAAAUCAUUCUUUCAUAACAGUAACUUAACGCAACACAAGCGCGUUCAUACAGGGGAGAAACCAUAUCAUUGUGAUAUCUGUGGUAAAGUAUUCUCUCAAAGUAUUCACUUAACUAAACACAAAUGUAUUCAUACAGGAGAGAAACCAUUUCAUUGUGAUGUCUGUGGUAAAUCAUUCUCUCAUAAUAGUGUCUUAACUGUACACAAAUCUAUUCAUACAGGAGAGAGACCACAUCACUGUGAUGUCUGUGGUAAAUCAUUCUCUCAAAGCAAUCACUUAACUGAACAUAUACGUAUUCAUACAGGAGAAAGACCAUAUCAAUGUGAUAUCUGUGGUAAAUCAUUCUCUAAUAAUAGUAACUUAACACAACACAGACGUAUUCAUACAGGUGAGAAACCAUUUCCUUGUGAUGUCUGUGGUAAAUCAUUCUCUCAGAGCAUUCACUUAACUAUGCACAAACGUAUUCAUACAGGAGAGAAGCCAUAUCACUGUAUUAUCUGUGGUAAAUCAUUCUCUGAAAAUAGUAAAUUAACGAGACACAAACGUAUUCAUACAAGAGAGAAAGGGAAAAGCGAGCAUCUUUUGUUUUUCAUCAAGAAUGUAAGAAAAGAAGACAGUAUUUCUUUGUGUAGUAACCAUAUUGAAAGACACAGUAUGGAAGAUGUGAGCGAAAUGGAUCGCGACAGGCCAAUUCAUCUCCGGAUGAGGCAAGAAAAAUAUACAAACUUGGAUUUGAGAGGAAAAAUAAUGGAAGAGUCAGGGAAAAUUGUAGAAUUGAUUUCCUCUGAACCCAUGACAAAAGAGAUGAGAUCAUAUGAUUGUGAUAUCUGUACAAAGUCCUUCUUUCAAGAAAGUGACCUACUUAGGCACAAACGUAUUCAUACAAGAGAGAAACCAUAUCACUGUGAUGUCUGUGGUAAAUCCUUUUCUCAUAAUAGUAUCUUAACUAGACAUAAACGUAUUCAUACGGGAGAGAAACCAUGUCAUUGUGAUGUCUGUGGUAAAUCUUUCUCUGAUAAUAAUCACUUAGCUACACACCAACGCAUUCAUACAGGAGAGAAGCCAUUUCACUGUGAUGUCUGUGGUAAAUCAUUCUCUCAAAGUAUUCACUUAACUGGUCACAAACUUAUUCAUACAGGCGAGAAACCAUAUCAUUGUGAUAUCUGUGGUAAAUCAUUCUCUCAAAGUAGUCACUUAUAUACGCACAUACGUAUUCAUACAGGAGAGAAACCAUAUCAUUGUGAUAUCUGUGGUAAAUCAUUCUCUGAAAAUACUGCCUUAACAAAGCACAAUCGUACUCAUACAGGAGAGAAACCAUAUCAGUGUGAUAUCUGUGGUGUAUCAUACUCUUAUAAUCGUGCCUUAAUUAUACACAAGCGUGUCCAUACAGGAGAGAAACCAUAUCAGUGUGAUAUCUGUGGUAAAUCAUUCUCUUCAAAAAGUGUUUUAUCUACACACAAACGUACUCAUACAGGUGAGAAACCAUAUCCCUGUGAUAUCUGUGGUAAAUCAUUCUCUUCAAAAAGUAUCUUAACUAAACAUAAACGUACUCAUACAGGAGAGAAACCACAUCACUUUGAUAUUUGUGGUAACUCGUACACAGCAAAUAUUGAUAGAACUAGACUCAAACAUAUUCAUUCAGGAGAGGAAUCAAAUGACUGUGAUAUCUGUGAUAAAUCAUUCACUAACCGUAGUAGUGUUAAUGCACAUAAACGUACUCAUACAGGAGAGAAGCCAUAUCAGUGUGAUAUCUGUGGUAAAUCAUUCUCUCAGAAUGGUGCCUUAACUAUACACAAACGUGUUCAUACAGGAGAGAAACCAUAUCAGUGUGAUAUUUGUGAUAAAUCAUUCUCUCAAAAAGUUAUCUUAGUCAAACACAUUCGUAUUCAUACAGGAGAGAAACCAUAUCACUGUGAUGUCUGCGGUAAAUCAUUCUCACAAAGUAUUCGCUUAACAGAACACAAACAUAUUCAUACAGGAGAGAAACCAUAUCGUUGUGAUGUCUGUGGUAAAUCAUUCUCUCGACAUAUUGGUUUAACUGAACACAAACAUGUUCAUACAGGAGAGAAACCUUAUCACUGUGAUGUCUGUGGUAAAUCAUUCUCUUAUAAUAGUAACUUAGCAAAACACAAACUCAUUCAUAUUGGGGUGAAACCAUAUCAUUGUGACAUCUGUGGUAAAUUAUUCUCUCAAAGUAUUCACUUAACAGGACAUAUACGUAUUCAUACAGGAGAGAAACCAUAUCAUUGUGAUAUCUGUGGUAAAUCAUUCUCUCAUAGUAGUAGCUUAACGAGACACAAAUGUAUGCGUACAGGAGAGAGACCAUAUCACUCCUAUCUGUUGUGAAUCAUUCUCUGAAAGUUGUAAAUUAGCUAGACACAAAUUUAUCCAUACAAGAGCUUCUGCAGUUUCUUGUUUACUGUUUAUUUUUAAUAAUCUUGCAUUUUAUGCAAUUGAAAUAAAAGCAUUUUGAAAACCUUUA
Octopus bimaculoides (California two-spot octopus) is the source of this 5899-nucleotide messenger RNA. RefSeq lists its product as uncharacterized. The record is from RefSeq and is a predicted model, not a curated record. NCBI's taxonomy places the organism in Eukaryota, Metazoa, Mollusca, Cephalopoda, Octopoda, Octopodidae.